Molecule: messenger RNA, 3118 nt
Organism: Thrips palmi
Lineage: Eukaryota; Metazoa; Arthropoda; Insecta; Thysanoptera; Thripidae
Product: putative zinc finger and SCAN domain-containing protein 5D
Exons: 7
Coding region: 853-2628 (591 amino acids)
Source: RefSeq, a predicted model, not a curated record
AAUCUUCAAAUCAAUAGUGUCGCAUAUGUGUUACGUGCAAUCGUCGUUCCACUGUUCUAUUCUUCCGACAAGUGUCAUUCAACGAAUGUGACGUUGUAUUCAUUAGAAUGUGAAGUUUUUCGCGUCUGUUCGACGCGACGUCACAUUCUCUACACAACGUGUUACGGCCGUUUAUCCAGGAUUUCACUGUCGUUGGAACUGGUCAAAAUGUUAAACAGUCAAGCCAACAUGACCAAAUUCUUAUUCUAAUAUGUAUGACGCUGUAUUAGGAUAAUCACUGUGGGCCUAGGGAAUUUCUCUGAGCCAUGUGGUACCUCAGUAAACAGUGCACAGAAAGUGCUCGUGCACAUCUCGUUAAAUCAAAUGUGACGAAAUGUCAGUUUCCUUUGAGUCUUGUGUCUUGUUCGUUUUGAUGUGAAUCAGCCACAAAUCAGCUGUCUCACAUACGAAUGUCACACAAUGCUCAAACGGACGUGACAUUCUGUCGCAUUCGUUUCAACGUGCGAUCAUCUGGUCCCAAAAAUGAGAGCGCGUGCAGUGCAAACUAGUUUCCGCCAGCACUCAUUAAGCAUUGCUUAUUCCCAGAGUUUAAACUUGGUCUCUGCUUGCAGGUUCGCUCCGUGUACCCCGAGCGCAGCUCACGUUUUUUCACUAACACCUUAUGGUCACCGAUUCAACAUUUCCACUGAAACUGUUAUGUUUCUACUGUAUUGCCUGAUAUUUGUUUGUUUAUUUUUGUUGUAGAGAAUGCGUCGUGGCUGCUUACUCGGAAGCCAUGGGUCUGCCGAGAACUAUAAACAGCAAUGAUGAUGAUGCCUCGAAGGAGCAGUGCUGCAUUUAAAUCUACAGACCAUGAUGUAUCCUUUACUUUGUUUCACGGCUGACAGCUGUUGCAGUGCAGUCCAAAAGAAAAGGUGCAAGAAAUGUGGCCUUCGGAAGGACGGGAAAGUCGCACCAAGAGAGUGCUCCCGUCGGCCUGCUGCCUCCGGAGUUGGUCUGCGCCGUGUGCCCGUCGUGCCCAGGCUCCCUGCGGCCUCUCAGUUCGCGUGCCUGCGUGCCCCUGCUCCUCCACUGCGUGCGCCUGCUGCGCCACUGUCCGCCCGCGCUACACCACAGCCUGCCCCUGCUGCACCACUGUCCGUCCGCGCUACUCUACAGCCUCACUGUGCUGCACCACUGUCGGCUCCCGCUGCACCACUGACUGACCCAACGAAGUCCUACGACGAAGACGCAGCAGCAGUGGCCUUGAUGAUCCCGGACCUGUUCAACGCGUGCGCGCUGGAUGUGUCCAUCCCGCAGGACCCCGUUAGUGUGUCGGCGUGGGCCGACCGCAUCCUGCUGGCCUCUGACGGGGACGUCUUCAAGGGCUGCUUCGACGACAGCGAUCCGGUGCCGGCGCAGAGGCCGUCUACUAAGCCCAGCGCUGCCAGUGCCGUUGCUCCCAGAACGACACUCAACACUGCCAUCUCUGCCGAUGGUUCCGCCCUGAAGCCUGCUUCCCGAGGCUCUGCCGUUCCAGCCCGGUUCUCAGGAGCGACGCGGAGUGUGCUGAAGCCCCGAGCCUUACGAGUGCCGAGGACGACGCCGAAACCUGCCUGCCCUGCCGGGGAGUCCGCCCCCAAGUCUGGUUCUCAAGGGUCUGCCGUUCCGGCCGCGGGAUCAGCCACGAAGCAGGCGUUGCCGGGAACAGGAGUCGCGUCAGCGUCCAGUGCCGGCAGCGUCCCACCGGACACGGCCAUCGCUGCGUCCCAGGCCGCCUCGAAUCCGCCGGAGUCGGUUGGCAGCGUAGAAGAGGAGCCCCUGCGAAGGCAGCUGCCGUGCGGGGCCUCUGCUGUGUCUUCACGCCGCGAACUACAGUCCAGCCCCGACUCCAUUGCUUCUGGGGACGUUUCCAAUUCGCGAAGCCCUCGAGAGAUCUCUACGUCAACUCUCCCAGAUGUUCCGAAGCCACCAGCUCGCCGAGGUCCCUCUUUGGACUCUACUGCUCCAGUCCCAUCGCAACCCCCGGCCCUCACUGAAUCCAAGUCACCACCGGAGCAGGACGCCCGGGAGUCGGUCACUCGUCAACCAUCCUCGACUGCCGUGGCCUCUACAGUGGAAGCGCCUCGGAGGAAGCCUGGUCCCAAAUCGCGCGUGCAGUCCCUGAGUCCGGCAAUGCCCGAUCAGACCGCCGGGCCAUCGAAACGGGGGAGGCGUCGAUCCCCCAAGUCACCGCCGGGGAGCCGAACCACCCUGGCCAACAGGCUGCAGAUGACGAUGGCUUUGGUGGACGAGGAGAGAGAUCUGCGCUGCUCCAAGUGCGACAUAAGGUUCGGCAGCCCCAGGGACCUCGCAGGUCACUUGCGGCAGCACAACGCCAAACGGCCCUUCCAGUGUGACGAGUGCGGCAAGAGCUUCGCGGAGUAUUGGACCCUGCGGAUGCACCAGUUCAUCCACACCGGCGAAAAGCCGUUCCAGUGCGCGGUGUGCUCCAAGAAGUUCCGAGCCAAGGACAGCCUCAGGCAGCACAUGGCCCUGCAUUCCGGGGAGAAGCGCUACCCGUGUAAGAGCUGCGGCGAGAAGUUCAAGUUCCGGUCAUCGCAGCACCGACACAGGAAGUUUUGCCGUGGGCCUGCACCCCAAACGUAGGACUGCGGAUUUGACGGAAAGACCGUAUCACCAACGCUCUGAAGACUGCAACUGCAUGCUCGUUUGCUCUCUUCCCGUUAAUUGGAACUUGCUAGCCGUAUAUGUUUUCAAUCAUGCUAUGUUAAGGACAUUCUUAUGUUUCUGCUCCUCAGCACUGCAUUAAUUUGCAGGACCUCUUUGAAUUCCUGCCUCUCUUGGGGUGAGGCACACAGUCUCGCCGUAUUUUGGCCAGAAAGUUUUUGGUUUUGUUUUUUCUUUCAAUCAAUCGACGUCAGUGUCGCAUGUUCUAUGUAUGAUCUAGUUUGACCUAAGUUAUGUUUUGUUUCCUUUUUGCUAUUGCAAUGUCUUGUUGGAGAAUGUGUUCAAUCACCUUCACUUUCGAAAAACAGGUAUAGAUACUGUAUGUUAUUUUUGCCAUCUCAGAUUAAUUUCGUGCCGAAAGUCGAAUUGUUGAUAAGAACUGCAAUUAAAUGAGAUUAUCAAGUUUGAA